GCUUCAUGUUUGACCUUGUUUAUGAAUCAUUGAAACAGUAGUUUCGUGUAAGUGAAACUGAAGACACGCCAUGGUUUUGUUAAAAAAUGCAGUGCUUUUGUUGGUUCUGUUGUGUGAAUCUUGCAAUUCAGAACACAAUUUUAUGAUUACUUCUGGUUGGUAUAAAGCAAAGAAGAAAAGUGAUAAAGUGGUAAUAAAAAAAGCGCACAGUCUUGGACCUGACGUUAUUCCGCGAGCAUCGACGUAUAUUAGGAUAGGCGGUACUGUACCUGUUUUACCAUCGGGAGCUAUUCAUGAUCUGGUGCAUUUAAUAGAUCUAAAAAUAACAUCUGCUGUAAUCGAAAAAGUUCAUGCAGGUGCCUUUCAGAACUUGCCUAAACUAUCGAAGCUCAAUCUACAAGAUAAUAUCAUUCAAGAUAUUCCGUUUGGAGUCUUCAACAAACUGAACAUAUCCGUAUUGUUCUUGAACAAAAAUGAAAUAUCUACAAUCGACAGUGAUGCUUUUGAUGAUAUGCCAAAUUUAACUAAAAUCAAACUGAAUUCCAACAAACUAUCGACAUGGAGCAGUGAGUGGUUCAAACGCACCCCCCGACUUGGCACAAUAUUAGUGCGAAGAAACGCCAUAGAAGAAGUGCAUAAAUAUGCCUUCAAAAACUUGGCAACUAAUGAAAUUAAAGCUUUGAAUAUUUACUUAAGCAAAAACCUGAUUAGGACUAUUCAUCCUCAAGCUUUCAGCGGUAUAGCGAAAUGGGGCGACGUUUUUCUGGACCGCAAUCAACUCACACAGUUAGAAGGGGAUAUUUUUGAAAACGUUCAAAGUAUCAGGAAACUGAAUUUAUCGAGAAACAAUAUCAGCGGUAUAUCGGACAAUCUCUUCAAAACUGUUAGAUCAGUAGAAAUGUUGGAUUUAACAGCCAAUCAUCGGUUAGAAUGUGUUCCAGUCAUAGUGGCCAAGCAGGUUCAGAAGCUGCAGCUAGAAAACAUCAGAAAACUAACAUGUGCAUGUGUGAGUGACUUGUCGAAUAUUACGAAGUUACUUGGUACUGAAAAGUGCUAAUAUAGUUAUAGCCGAGUUAAAGGUAAAUUGUCCUGACACAAUUUCCACAUAAAAUGUUGAAUAUAGCACGAUAUUUGCCUGCGGUUUAGGGGCCGUCUUGGCGGACUAAAUUGCAAUGGCUUCUUUUUUAAUUUUACUAGAUGAGGUGAGAAUUAGCUUAGAUUUAAAGAAUAACUGUAGUAUUUUAAUUUUAUCAAAAUGGGCAAAAUUACAUAUACCACUACUUUUUCAAAAUUUCACACCCCACAACGCCUGGCAAAUGUAUCUAAUAAAUUGUUGCAUUUUCAGAGCAUUUUUUAUUGCAAUAAUUUUCGUAUUCUAUUUAAACGCUUAAGUAAUUGCUGCGGAUACUGCAAUUAUUUUAAGCAAAGCAAAUUUCUUGGGCAGUUAAGUAUAAUUCAAGAUUAACCUAUUUAGCUUCGUGAUAGGUGGAAGUCCACACAUUUUUCAUUGGCUAGAAUUUGAAUUUAUUAAACCAUCUGUAUGUAAUAACUAAAAUCGCUUUUGAAUACAACUUUCUUCAUAAACAACUAGAAAAUAAUAGCUUCAUCAUUAUCGCCAAUACUUAUUAAAGUUGUCGAAGUCGUCUUCAUUACUUCGGUUCCAUUUUUUCGUGUUUUGAACAGUUUAACAUGCAAUUCAGUUCUGUCUUCAUUUCGGAAAAGUCUAUUGUUUUUUUUUGAGCAAAUUGCAGAUGUAGCUUAUCUUUUUGUCUGGAAAAUGUGUAGUUUGAUUUAAUCUGUGACAAAGUAAUUUAUUAUGUUCUGUUAUGGUGUUCUGUUAUGUGUAUAAUAGACUGACACUAUUUAAGCAUA
Dendroctonus ponderosae (mountain pine beetle) is the source of this 1872-nucleotide messenger RNA. RefSeq names its product leucine-rich repeat-containing protein 15. NCBI's taxonomy places the organism in Eukaryota, Metazoa, Arthropoda, Insecta, Coleoptera, Curculionidae. The record is from RefSeq and is a predicted model, not a curated record. Gene Ontology annotation, cellular component: extracellular matrix. The coding region runs from base 71 to 1057 and encodes 328 amino acids. The transcript has a single exon. Gene Ontology annotation, molecular function: protein binding.